CUCCUUUAUGCUUUUGAUUUUAAUUUUUUUUUCAUAAUUUUAAUUUCUGGGGCUUUGACAAUCACUAAAUAUGAUUAUACCAACCAAUAUGAUCACAUGAGCUAGCUAGCUAGCUAGCUUUAACAAAUAAAUAUGUAUCAUUUACGCAUGCCACACUGAUAUUCAUUUGGAGAGCAACAAAAAAACCAUAAUUCACUCUGCAUCUAUCUCUCCAUUUCCCUCUGCUUUUAUUUUACUUUUGCUAUUACUUGUCGUACAAGUCAUGGCUCCAAACUCUCCGGAACCUUACAACCCCGUUGAUUUCCGAGCCCCGCCGCCUUCUCCGAUAGCCAGUGGCAGAAGAUCAUCCUUCGCAAACGACGACGUUCUCACCGACUUCCUUGAGCACUCACUCCGUGUCCCUGACCUCAUCUUGCCCGACAAUAUCUUCCCCAGACAGAAAUUCAUCGAAAGCCCCCCUGUCAUCGAUUUCGAUGCCCUUGUUUCGUCGGAAUCUGAUGCAGUUUCCGCUAUGAUGGAGUCCCUUGCAAGCAUUGGAUGCUUUCAGCUUGUCAACCAUGGGAUUUCUAGUGAAACUGUGAGGUCGGUUCAGGCUGCCGGUAUGGGGAUUUUUGGAGUGCCGCCGGAAGAGAGGGCGGCGGUGACUAGGUCGCCGGAGAAGCCGUACGGGUUCGAUGAAGUUCAUGGGGAGGAGAUUGAGAAUGAGUUGAGUGAAGAGUUUGUGUGGAGUUUGGAUCAAGGUUUGAAGUUGAGAAUGGAGGGAAUUUGGCCCUUUGGAUAUUCCAAUUUCUGCAAACAAAUGGAAGCCCUUUGGUUGGAAAUGGAGAAGGUGGCAGAGAAAAUUCUGCUAGCUUGUCUAAAUAAUGGUAUAAGAAAAUCCAGCAAUAUUAAAAACGAUGAGAUAUUGGUGGAAUUAGGACACGAACCAUCUGUAUGUUGUUUGUACAAACACAGACACAGCCCAGAGGUGUUGAUUAAUGAUGGAUUGGGAGGCAACUCAGUGAAAUACGAUGUGAUUAGGAUGCUGAUAAGGAGAACUGAUUACUCUCAUGCCCUCUGCUUUCAUCUUUGUGAAGGCACCUCUGAGUUUCAUGUUUACUCCAAAAAAGGAUGGGUUUCAUUCACCCCUAGUCAUAAACAUGUUUUCCUCAUCACCAUUGGAGAUCAAAUCCAGGCAUGGAGUGGUGGGAAGUAUAAGCAUGUGCUAGGAAGGCCAAUCUUUAAAGCAAAUAAAGAAGACUAUAUUUCAAUGGCUUUCCUUUACUCUCCACGACCAAGUAUCAACAUCGACUCCACAAACAAAAUCAGUGAAAACACUAUUUCACUCACCCAACAAUUCAUAUUGGCUGUAUUGUUAACUUUUGUUUUCCAAUUUUUGGUUUACAUCUAUACAAAAUUUUGAUAAUACAUCAUAUAUUGUGUAAUUAAUAAGUAAGUAUGAAAUGAAAUUUCUUAUGUAUGAAACAAAAUUUCUUAUUUUCA
This is a messenger RNA of Ziziphus jujuba (common jujube), 1482 nucleotides long. RefSeq names its product jasmonate-induced oxygenase 1. The transcript is spliced from 3 exons. The coding region runs from base 263 to 1402 and encodes 379 amino acids. The record is from RefSeq and is a predicted model, not a curated record. Lineage: Eukaryota; Viridiplantae; Streptophyta; Magnoliopsida; Rosales; Rhamnaceae.